GUUGUGUGUGACACGUGGAUUCCAAGAUGGCGCAGAGGAGGGCAAUAUCAAUCUGGCCACUGAUACUUCUCCUAGACCUGCAUACUUCAUCUUCUUUUUAUGUGCCAGGUGUAGCACCAAUUGACUUUCAUCAUAAUCAUCCUGUGGAAAUUAAGGCUGUGAAAUUGACUAGCUCACGGACACAGCUCCCAUAUGAAUACUAUUCCCUCCCUUUUUGUCGACCUGAAAAAAUUGAAUACAAAGCAGAAAAUCUUGGUGAGGUGUUAAGGGGUGAUCGGAUUGUGAAUACACCAUAUGACUUGCAUAUGAACAUCGGAAAGAAAUGUGAAGUGCUCUGUGACAAGCCAAACAAACCUGUCAAGUUUAAAAUAGCCGAAAGUAAACUGGUCGUAGAAAGGAUACGGGAAGAAUAUUAUGUUCAUCUGAUUGCAGAUAACUUGCCUGUUGCAACACGAUUAGAAUUUUACCCAAGUUCUGAAGACAAUGACAAAAAGAAAGAAAAAGAAGUGCAGUUUGAACAUGGUUACAGACUAGGAUUUAUUGACAACAAUAAGUUCUAUCUCCACAACCAUCUCUCUUUCAUUAUCUAUUACCACAAAGAAGAAAUAGAAAAAGACCAAGAACCUACGUAUAGAGUUGUGCGCUUUGAAGUUAUACCACAAAGUGUAAAAUAUGAAGAUCUAAAAACUGAUGAGAAUGGAAACUGUAAUCUACCUGAGGCUGCAGGCUCUCUUCCCCAAGAGAUUGAUCCCAACAAAGAAAAUGAUGUGCUUUUUACAUACUCAGUCCGUUGGGAGAGUAGUCCUAUUAAAUGGGCAUCUCGCUGGGACACCUACUUAACCAUGAGUGAUGUACAGAUACACUGGUUCUCAAUUGUGAAUUCGGUAGUUGUAGUCUUCUUCCUUUCUGGGAUUCUCAGCAUGAUAAUCAUUCGAACCCUCAGGAAGGACAUAGCAAACUACAACAGAGAAGAUGACAUUGAAGACACGAUGGAAGAAUCUGGUUGGAAGCUAGUCCAUGGUGAUGUAUUCAGGCCACCACAUUAUCCCAUGAUUCUCAGCUCUCUUUUAGGAUCUGGGAUCCAAUUAUUCUGCAUGAUACUAAUUGUUAUCAUUGUUGCUAUGUUAGGAAUGCUGUCCCCAUCCAGCAGAGGGGCAUUGAUGACAACUGCUUGUUUCCUCUUCGUUUUCAUGGGGUUAUUUGGUGGUUAUUUUGCUGGUCGUUUGUACCGCACUCUAAAAGGCCAUCGAUGGAGGAAAGGUGCUUUUUGUACUGCUACACUAUAUCCUGGCAUCGUGUUUGGACUGUGUUUUAUCCUGAAUUGUUUCAUAUGGGGAGAACGUUCAUCAGGAGCUGUUCCCUUUCCUACAAUGUUGGCUCUUCUUUGCAUGUGGUUUGGCAUUUCCCUCCCUUUAGUCUACCUUGGCUAUUAUUUUGGUUUUCGAAAGCAACCUUAUGACAACCCUGUGCGCACCAAUCAAAUACCACGUCAGGUCCCUGAGCAGAGAUGGUACAUGAACAAAUUUGUUGGAAUUCUUAUGGCUGGUAUCCUACCGUUUGGUGCCAUGUUUAUCGAACUGUUCUUUAUUUUCAGUGCAAUUUGGGAGAACCAAUUCUAUUAUCUCUUUGGAUUCUUAUUUUUGGUAUUCAUUAUCUUGGUAGUGUCAUGCUCUCAAAUCAGCAUUGUCAUGGUGUACUUCCAACUCUGUGCAGAGGAUUAUAGAUGGUGGUGGAGAACAUUCAUGGUGUCUGGAGGGUCUGCAUUUUAUGUGCUUGUUUACGCCAUAUUUUAUUUUGUUAAUAAGUUGGAUAUUGUGGAAUUCAUCCCAUCAUUGCUGUAUUUUGGCUACACAACCCUGAUGGUGCUCUCUUUUUGGCUACUUACUGGGACGAUUGGAUUUUAUGCUGCAUACAUGUUCAUACGCAAAAUCUAUGCUGCUGUAAAAAUAGACUGAAAAGACAAACUUGAUGAUGUUUGGUUUAUGAUGGGCCUUCCAACUAUAAAAGUUAAUGAACAUAUUGACAAGCAACUCUAGAUUCUGAAGAUUAUUAUUUUGAAAAAUUUCUUUCAACUUGGGGCAAUGCACGAUGUUCACUUUUGGUGUGAGUGGGCAACAAUGUUUAUAAGACUUUUUUUUUUAAAUACCUGUUUGAUUUUAAAAACGGGGCCCCUUUUGGAGAACAGACAUAGAAUGCUGAAUAAAUACUAAUUUUUUUAGGAAAUAACUAUCCCAUUUCUGCCCAAUGUCAUUAUAAUUAUACAUUAAAAACUUAAGUUUUACUUCAUAUUGAUUAUUGAUAUGCCAGACACUUUAAAAAUCUAUGACUGGAAAUAUAUUUGCCUCUUAAGGAGCCAUACCUUAAAUGUUGAAGUAUUUUACAAAUAGAUAGGAAAUGGUUGUGUCUAGAAAUAGAACUACUUUGUAGCCAGACCCAAUUUACAAAACAAUUCUAGAAAAUAAAUUGCAAUUUUUGUCUGAUCAAAGAAAUCCAUUACUUGUAAUUUGAACGCAGCUCUAUUAACUUGAAGAAAGUUUUUUUUUAAAAAUAAGGACAGAAUACAUAUAACUCAAAAUAUCAUGGUGACUUACUUUACUCAUCUUUUAUAAUGAAUGUCUAUUCCAUUGAUUGCUUUAGUGAAGAAAGCCAAGAUGCUCAAUGUCCUGGAAUGAAAUGCAUAUAAUUUGAUGGAUUUCCUAUUUUCAACAUUUGCACAUCCAGUUGAAGUACACCAUGUUUGAACAUGUAAUAGUAUUGAGCCAAACAAUUGAAGUAGAUCAUACACCAAAAAAGUUUGUCCAGGUGUAAAUAAUAUUUCCCCAUGUGAUUGAAAGAACCAUACAAGCAGAAGCCUUAAAUUUCUCUAGGUGCAUAUUCAAAAUGCCUAUAGAUUUGUUAGUUUUAAAGGUGGUUUAUUAAGUGUUUAAAAUUGCUGUACUGACCAGCAUUUUGGCGUGCACCUUCAUUAAAAGACUAUGGUGUAUUUCUAGAUGUGAAUAUAGAGGCAUAUCUGCAAAUUUCAAUAGAAAUAUUGAAGUAUUCAUAAAAGUUUGAGCACAUCUAAAUUGAUUUCAUGGUUUCUGUAAAGUGCCGAUUUAAAGGCCUGCAAAACAGCAUUCUGGGGAGGAAAAAAGCUGCACUUUCUUUACGAAGUGCAUGGGUAACACAGUAAGGUGUCAAAUACUUAAUAGCACUAACUUAGCUUUUUACAUAUUUUCUUUUUCCCUUGGAUCACUUAUUGAAAAUGAAUUACAACUUAUACAAUCGGAAGUGUAUAAAGAGUAAACAUGUUUCUUAUUGUGUUGGAAUCUGUUAUUAGAAUGAAUGAGAAAAUGACCACAAUGCUUAUUUACUAGUCUGCUGUUGAAGUAUUACAAAAUACUGCACUGACUUCAUUCAGGACAGAGACCACCAGUUUUUUUUUGUCUGUUUGACAAUUAAUCAAUAGAUUAGCUUUUCUGUACACUUCUUUAAUAAUUGAUAGUAAAAUAGCUCUCAACAAGGGAAAAUGGGUGAUAUUAAGUUUACUGUGAUUUAAAUUUUGUACAUUUCUAAAUAUUUAAAUGCUGCAUUAGAUUAUUUUUCUUUAGUGGUUCCAUGGGAUUCAUUUGAUUUUGUGACUUUCAUGCAAUGGUGUAAAUAAACAAUUUUGUACUUUUUGCUUUUGGUCAUAGGCACUGUAAGUAUGUAAUUGUUUCCAAAGGCAUGCUACUCUUCAUAUAAUGAGUAUAAAAGUGUUUCAACUUUCUUUUAUACAUUUCUGCAGUCAUGUUUUGUAUUUUUCCAUAAUGCUUUUCCAUAAUCAUUGUAUGGGUUAGAGAUGAUUGCUCAAAUUAAACUACACAAUCCAAUCGGAAAAAUGCAUAAUCCAAAAAUUUUAAUCAUUUAGGGUCUUUAGGUGAAGAUAGGCUGUCAUUGCUAAACUGCAGGAACAUUUUUUUCUGAGUCCUUGCUGUCUCCAUAUGCCCCUUGUAAAGCUAGAAAUGAAUAGAUUUUUAAGUAUAGCUACUUGGAUCUUGAAUGAUAAUUCAAAUGCUGCUUGUCUACAACAUUAAUAUUUUCUAAUGCUUUCUCCAAAUACUAUACUAAAUCAAUUGAUCUUUAUUACAUUGAGGUUUUACAGUGAUCAUUCUUUUAGCCUCAUCAAAAUAGAUGGAAAAUUAUGUCCAAGAAGCAAUGAACCAAACUUUACAGACUACAGUAACAAUACUUGUAGUUAAUUUGUUAACUAAGUAAAGAAUUUUUGAAAGCUGAUUUUAUUCAGAGGUAGAUCUACAUAAAUCACUUUUCAUUCCUUUAUACCUCUAUCAUUGGUCACCUUUGAAAGAGGGAUGAGUAGCACCCCACAUAUUUUUGAAGUUGGCAUAUACAUUCUUACAAGACUUUUUAUGACCAUUUCUAAGAAAAAGUUAGAGUCUACUGGUCUGAUAGCCUGGUAUGAACACUAGAAGAUGUGUUUAGUUGCAUUUUCUAUUCUCAACAUAUUUAUUACUACUUUUGAUGUACAUUAGCUUACAAUUAAUGUCACAUUUUAAUAUUCUGUACAAAUAACUUUUUUUUGUUCCAAGUUGGUUCAUUUAACUAGAAAUGCUUAUACACAUCAUGGAAGCUAUUCUAAUACCCAGCUUUUCUCAAAACAAAACUUAAUUGAGUGUCCUCUGAAAAAUGUGAAAAAUUGUUUCAUCAUUUAAUAAACUUGCACUACCUUAAUUGGAAAGAGACAUAUACAUUAAAAAAUCUGAAAUUUAAAUUCCUUACUAAAACACCUCUUUGCACAAUUUAAAUGUAGGUAUUCUAAAAAUACAGAAUUCCUAGUACACCCUUGAACUGGGGUUUGUAAUGUUAUAAAAUAUUUACAUUUGCUUAACUUUUUGCAGUUCCUGUGGUAAAGACCAACUAAUGGCCGCAGACUUAAAACCUCCAUAUGGAUAGCUGCCUGUUACUAAAAAGUUAAAUGAUUAACAACUCAGUUGUUAUCACUAAGGCAAUGUAAGAACAGGCCAACAAAAUACAAUAGAUGAAGCCAUUAGAUGCAAAAACAAUUAACAUUGAUCUCUCCCAUUUCACGCACAUCUGCUCACCUCCCUCUUUCUUUCUCCCUAGGCCUCCUAUCCCAUGAUCCUCUCCCUUCUCCAGCCUCGUAUCCCUUUUGCCAAUCAACCUCCCAGCUCUUAGCUCCAUCCCUCCCCCUCCUGUCUUCUCCAAUCAUUUCGGACCUCCUCCUCCCACUAUCAAAUCUCUUACUAUCUCUUCUUUCAGUUAGUCCUGACGAUGGGUCUCAGCCCAAAACGUCGACUGUAUCUCUUCCUAUAGAUGCUGCCUGGCCUGCUGCAUUCACCAGCAUUUUUUGUGUGUGUUGCUUGAAUUUCUAGCAUCUGCAGAUUUCUUCGUGUUAACAUUGAAUUCAUCAAUUUAUAUCCUUUCGAUGCAGGGUGAAUAGCUUGCGUGUGGUUUAAUUAUCUGUUGCCAACCUGGUUGAACACAGAUUAAGAAAACCUUAAAACCACCCAUUCAUAGGAAAUGCAGAAUCUGUCAGUUUUAUUGUGCCAAAUUCUCCAAAAGAUCUAGAUGCCACUAAAUAAAUCAGGCAGCACUGGACUAGUGGGUUGUAUAAAAGGUUGAUUAAAUCAGAUGCUUGGCUUAGUUAUUACACUCUUAUUAUGAUCCAUAAAUAGGCAAUGACCUUACUUUGAAGCUAGAAGAAUUGUGACAGUUAACAAUAGAAAAACUAUCAAAAAACACACACAUUCAGCAAUGCAGUUAAAGUUCUGUACUCCACAGCAGAAAGCUUCCAAUGGUAAAUGAAUACCAAGCAUAUUUAUCUUUCCGCAUGGUUUCUCUGUACUAAGAUAGCAAAUUUAGUCCUGUUAAUAGUUUAUGCAAACCUUGAAAUGAUGCCUGCCUUCAGAAGGAAUCAAAAUGAAUGUAAAUAAUGAACAUUUAGCAGUUCAAGCUCCAUUGUUUAAUUGUUCAAAAGUAACAUGGUAGCAGUCAAUGUAUAAUGUACAAUAAGUAAAUAUGUUUGAAGUACUUCUUUGGAUCUACCAAUAAAUGUCCAACAAAUUCAACUGCAGCAACAGAUUGCAAAUGAAACCUGAAAACACUCAUGUAAAAAUGUGAUUAUAUUGCUCUUAACCUGAAAUACAUUUGU
Messenger RNA from Mobula hypostoma (lesser devil ray), 6151 nucleotides. It is a transcript of the gene tm9sf4, whose product is annotated as transmembrane 9 superfamily protein member 4. Gene Ontology annotation, biological process: protein localization to membrane. NCBI's taxonomy places the organism in Eukaryota, Metazoa, Chordata, Chondrichthyes, Myliobatiformes, Myliobatidae. The transcript has 18 exons. Bases 27 to 1955 code for a protein of 642 amino acids. The record is from RefSeq and is a predicted model, not a curated record. Gene Ontology annotation, cellular component: membrane.